UACAGAAUCUAUGAUUCAGGACAUCAAUGAGAGGUUUGGGUCCAAAGUAAGGGAAAUCAAUGAGAAAUUACAAAGUGUAGCACAAAAAGGUGUUGCUCUUGGUUUGAACCCCAGCAUGGGAUCUGGGUCUUCAAGGCCCAAGGUAUUCAGUGAAAGGCCACCGACGAGUUCUGUGGUGAAUAGAUCUAAAGUUUUUGGCAGGGAGGAAGAUACGUCGAAGAUUAUUAAAUGGCUGCUAUCAGACGACAAAACUCCAAGUUCCAGUAAAAAUGAUAAUAAUUUCUCGGUGCUGCCCAUAGUCGGUAUGGGUGGAGCUGGAAAGACAACCCUUGCUCAGCUUGUUUAUAACCAUGAGACAGUUGAGAAGCAUUUUGGUUUGAAAGCCUGGGUAUGCGUAUCGGAAGACUUUGAUGUGGUCAGGUUAACCAAAGAAAUUCUCGAGUCAGCCACUAACUCAACCCAUACUUCUGAUUCACUAGACAAGCUACAGGUGGAACUUAAAAAAGCAUUGAGCAACAAAAGAUUCUUAUUGGUUUUGGAUGACAUGUGGAACGAGAACUACUUGAGAUGGGAUGCCUUAAGCACCGUUUUUGCAUCCGGAAAACAAGGAAGCAAGAUAUUGGUUACAACACGGAACAAAAGUGUGUCAUCAAUCGUGCACACUGUUCCGAAUGAUCAUGAUCUUAAAGGUCUAUCAGAUGAGGUUUAUUUUGCAAUGGUUAAAAAGCACGCUUUCUUGGAUGAAAAUUCAUCUGAUGCAAAUAUAAUGUUGAAAUCAUUUGGACAAGAAAUUGUGAAGAAAUGUAAGGGUUCUCUUUUGGCUGUAAAGACACUUGCUGGACUCUUGCGAGAUAAAAGGAAUAACAGUGAGUGGAAAGAUAUUUUGGAGAAUGAAAUAUGAGAUUUAAGAGAGAGUGAGAUCCUUCCAUCGCUCAUGUUGAGCUACCAUCAUCUUCUGCCAGUUUUGAAAAGAUGCUUCACUUAUUGUGCUUUGUUUCCCAAAGACUACGUAUUUAAUAAGAUUGAAUUAGUUCUCUUGUGGAUGGCGGAAGGUAUUGUUCAACCAAAA
Molecule: messenger RNA, 1069 nt
Organism: Telopea speciosissima
Lineage: Eukaryota; Viridiplantae; Streptophyta; Magnoliopsida; Proteales; Proteaceae
Product: putative disease resistance protein RGA3
Exons: 1
Coding region: 11-901 (296 amino acids)
Biological process (GO): defense response to other organism
Molecular function (GO): ADP binding
Source: RefSeq, a predicted model, not a curated record